AUGCUGAGGUCCUCAGAUAAGUCCCUGCUCAUGGCUGUGACUCUCCCAGAGGUUAGGUUUGAGGCGGAGAGGCGGGUGGGGGAGCAGUUGGCUUGGGCUGUGGACGGGGGCGCUAGGCUAGAGAUGAAGCAGGGGCGCGGGCAGUUUGUGGGGGGUGCGGGGAGUGUCGGGGGGAGCGGGGGCGCGGGGGGGUUGGCUGGGGGAGGCGGAGGAGGGGGAGGGGGAGAUGGAGGGGGAGGGGGAGUGGUGCUGGAGCUUCCGGGAAGGAUGCCGAUUAUAGGAGGGAUAGGUAAAGGGGCGGGAACAGCAGGAGGCGCAGGAGGGGCAGGAGCAGGAGGAGCAGGAGGAGCAGCAGGAGCAGGGGCAGGAGGAGGAGCAGGAGGAGCAGGAGCAGGAGCAGGAGGAGGAGCAGGAGGAGGAGCAGGAGCAGCGGCAGGGAGGGCGGGUAUGGGAGGCGCAGCAGGAGGCAGGGGCGCGAAGCACCAAGCUCUCCUGCGCCGAUCCUUCGCCAAGCGUCUAGAAUCCGUACCUGACGGCACAGACCUGGAAGAGCUCGAACCUGCCAAGGCGAUUCCGUACGAGGAGGUGGAGCGGGCGACGCAGGGGUGGGCGGAGGAAGCAAAGCUGGGAGAGGGCGGGUCGGCUGUUGUGUACCGGGGGUGUGGGGCGGCCGGACAGCUGUGGGCUGUGAAGCGCGGGAAGAAGGGUGGGAUCAGCCGACGAAAGGACUAUGAGAAAGAGAUCCACGCGGUCUCCCAGCUGCGCCAUGCCAACCUGGUGCGGCUACUAGGAUUCUGCGAGGAGAGGGAGGAGCUCCUCCUCAUCUACGAGUUUGUGCCCAACGGCAACCUGCGGCAGCACCUCAACCCCAUCAGGGGCGAGGCGGCCAUCGAGGGCAAGCCGGGCGGCAUGCUGUCGUUUGACAAGCGCCUCGAGAUUGCACUGGGGGUGGCUGAGGCGCUGCAGUACAUGCACGGAUGCCACCCCGCGAUUAUCCAUCGCGACGUGAAGACGUUGAAUGUGUUCCUUGACAACGACCUUCAUCCCAAGCUAGGUGACUUUGGCAAUGUGAAGGAGAUCAACAACGAGUCAACCUCUCCCACACACACGCGGGUGGUGGGCACACCGGGCUAUCUGGACCCGCAGUACUGCCAGACCAGCAUUGUUUCCGACCGAUCUGAUGUGUACAGCUUUGGAGUGGUCCUUCUGGAGCUGAUCACAGGCAAGGCGCCCGUCCUCAAGGAGUCAGACGACGCUGGGGAGAGAAUGGCACUCGCUAAAUGGGCCACCCCCGCCAUCUGCAGCGGGCACACGGACUCAGUCGCGGACCCAGUACUGCUGGAGUCGAGCACCCCGCAGGCACUGCAGGCGGUGGGCAGUCUGGCCGCCAUGUGUGUGCAGCGCCUGCCCAAGGACCGACCCGCCAUGGGGGAGGUGGUUCGCAGGCUCAAGUCGAUUAGGCAGCAGGGUGAGUCGUGGGGUUUGAGCUGUGGGGGGUUGAGGGAGCCGCACCCACCCCCAUCCCUCGCUCGCGCUGCAGGCGGUGGGCAGUCUGGCCGCCAUGUGUGUGCAGCGCCUGCCAAAAGACCGUCCUGCCAUGGGGGAGGUGGUUCGCAGACUCAAGUCGAUUAG
Messenger RNA from Closterium sp. Yama58-4, 1632 nucleotides. NCBI's taxonomy places the organism in Eukaryota, Viridiplantae, Streptophyta, Zygnematophyceae, Desmidiales, Closteriaceae. The record is from the annotation of a GenBank genome assembly.